AGCCGGCGCAUAGCUUACUUUCUGCUUUGCUCUGAGAAUUUCCCACAUCAGUUGAGGAUCAUUGAUAAUAAAAUGGCGGCCGUUAUCUUGAAUUAUUGUAAUCGGUCUAAAUUUGUAGUUAAUGAAAUAGACUUCUGAGAUCGAAAUUCGACGUUCCAUUUUUAUCUGCAAAUGAGAGGGAAUUUUACUUAUUUUUUCUAUUAUAUAUACGUUUCUUUAUUUUAGUUUUUAAGUUAAAACAUGUGCAUAGUGGUUGUUUGUGUAUCAUCAGUUACUAUCCUGUAUCAGUUGAAUGCCUGGACAUGAAGUUUAAUUUUGUGAAUUAUCGAACUGUUUUUUGAUACAUAAAAGGUCUUAAAUGAAACGUGCGAGCGAAAAGUACCACGUGACCUCUCCUAGCCGUCCGCUAGUAUAUGACUCGUGAAUGUGUGUGGCGGUGGGUGAAAAUUGUUUUUGAUUUUUUAGUUUUUAUUUUGAAAGUUAUGAUUUCAAACUUAAAAUUAGGAUGUUAUUUACUCGUUUAUUUAAGGGAGAAAAAAUAGUCUAUACCCAUAAUGGGUUGUUGAAUUAUUAAUAAAUAGUUGUUAGCAUGUGUAAUGGCUGUGGUUGUAUCAACUUCUUCUGUUGUUUCCACUACAUCAGCUUGCCUAUCUCCACAACUACCUCUCUUAUCAUUACGUGAAACUGUUGCGAAAAUUAACAUGCCUGCAGUUGUUCAGGGUCCUGUUGUGAAUCCUCAAAUGUCUCAUACUUCUACUUCAGUAACUGCUGCCGUUGAGCCUUUGUUUAAUUUCAGUAUAAGCAAUGGAGAGAUUCACCCUGUUACUUCAAAUGCUGUUCCUAAAAUUGCAGUUCCUCCUGUUGUUACAUUAAAUGUUGCACAAAACUUGAAAAAUGACGCAGUGACAACAACUAGUCAAAAGCCAAUUAUUGUAACUGUAUCAAAUAUGCAAGGAAUGCCAUCUGGAAAACAUGUUAAUCUAACUUCCACGACCAAUGUAUUGACUGCACCGCUUAUAUCUGCACCUGUUCACAUGGUUGCCCAACACUUCACCACUGAAAAGCUACCAGCAUCUACUAAUCUCAUGUCGCUCCCUACUCUUCCCAGAGCCGCUACUGUUAACCCAGUACUAUCUGCCAAACCACGCCAAGCACAACACAUUACUCCCCUUCUUCCAAGUGGCAUUCUUACCAAAACUGGACAACUGGUGAUUGCCAGCGCCAAUAGUCCUUUGAUAGGUUCUUCAUCUGGCUCAGUUAUAACAAGCAUGUCAGGUAUAUCUUUGAAUAGCAAUAUAGUUACAGUGACGCCUGUGUAUGUGACGUCAACCACUCCGCUGAUGUCCUUUCCUAGUAAUUCUGGAGUCACUCUCAAUCCUGUUUCUCAAGGGCAAAUGAUUACCACUAUGAUUCAACCCACGGCAAAUGCAAAACCAACUUUAGCUCCUAAUAACAAAACAAUAAUGCCUGCUGCAUUUCUUAAGCCUGUUAGUAUUGCGGCUGCUGCUCCUUUUCCAGUAGCUGUGCAACCUACUCCUAUUGCACCAGCGGCUAUAACUAUAGCGCCAGUUCAGACAAAAGAGCCUGAAGUGGAACCUAAGUGCGAUCCCAAGCCUAAUGAAUUUGAUCCAAUACAGGCAAUGGAAUGGAAAGAUGGAAUCGCAACUCUACCUGGUAGUAAUUUAAAGUUCAAGUUGACUGAGUUUGGUACUCUCGAAAUGAUUAAUGAUGACAUUUUUACUGCUUCUCCUUCUCCUGUUAAGCCUAUCAAAGAAGAAACCUCUGUGGCACCACCGGAAGACAACACUUCUGAGACAAGACAAAAACCUGUAAAGAAUAAAGAAAUGUAUCAGGAUGAAAGCAGCAUUGACAAAAUUCCCCAAACUGGGCCAAAAGACCAAGACAUGUCUGAAGAAUUAUGCCGUUGUGAAAAUUGCAAUUGUUUUGGCUUGAAAGGAGAGUUUUGCAAAGGUGGUCGUUUUUGUAGUGAAUCUUGUGCCACAGCUUUUAACAACAAACGGAAUACAAUAUUAAAGAGAGGAGCCACCCGUGAAAAGACUAAAAAGAAAAAAGUAAAGAUUGAAAGUAGUGAGGAUACUCCUACUUCUGAAGUAAAAACUGAUAUUAAGACAGAAGAUUUUAAAAAAGAAAUUAAUGAAGAUAAAAUAGUAUAUGCUGAACCAAAGAAAGAGGAAUUUUCAUGGGAUGCUUAUUUGAAGAAGGAGAAAGGUAUUGCUGCUCCCGUCAAACUAUUCAAUGAGAAUCAAAUGUAUCCGGAUAAUGGAAAUGCUUUUCAAGUUGGAAUGAAAUUGGAAGGCAUUGAUCCAAAGCAUCCUUCACUAUUUUGUGUACUCACGGUGAGUGAAAUCAAAGGAUACAGAGUAAGGCUGCAUUUCGAUGGGUAUUCUGAAUGUUACGAUUUCUGGGUGAAUGCUGAUUCACCUGAUAUAUUCCCAGCUGGAUGGUGUGAAAAAACAGGCCACAUACUUCAGCCACCCAAAGAUUACAGACCCCAAGAUUUCAAUUGGGACAGUUAUCUGAAGGCUACAAAGUCUGAAGCAGCACCAAAAACUCUUUUUAGUUGUAAAUCUGGCAUGAGUGCAAGUCCGCAUUUUAGACGUGGAAUGAAACUUGAAGCUGUGGAUAAGAAGAAUUAUUCUCUUGUAUGUGUUGCAACUGUGACAGAUGUUAUGGAUAACAGAUUUUUAAUUCAUUUUGAUGGUUGGGAAGAUGUUUAUGAUUAUUGGGCCGAUCCAUCAUCUCCACAUCUUCAUCCUAUUAAUUGGUGUAGAGAUAAUGAUCGUUUCCUGACACCCCCUAAAGAAGUUAAAGACCCUGCAUCUUUUAAUUGGACAAAGUACCUUGCUGAUACUAGAGCUGUAGCUGUUUCUCCUAGAGCUUUCAAGCAGUGCCCUCCAAAUGAAUUCAAAGUAGGUAUGAAAUUAGAAGCAGUUGAUAGACGCAAUCCUAUGUUGAUUAGAGUAGCAACUAUCGGAGAUAGGAAGGAUUUCAGCUUGUUGAUUCAUUUUGAUGGCUGGUCUAGCGUCUAUGAUUUUUGGGUGGAUGAUGACAGUCCUGAUAUACACCCAAUUAACUGGUGUCACAGAACUGGACAUCCUUUAGAACCACCUGCGGUUACCGCCCCAGGGCAGCCUGGUCCCUGUCCAACAGCUGGAUGUCUCGGUCAAGGGCAUAUCAAGGGUCCAAAGUAUACCACUCACCAUAGUGCCUUUGGCUGUCCCUAUUCUCAAAUUAACAUCAAUAAAAUGGAUUCUAAUUUUCAAGAUAGAGUUAUUAUUACGAAAGAAUCCCUGAAUGAAUUUACGAAAAAGAUAUCAGAACAAGGUGGUGCAACUGACGGAUUAAGACGUUGUCCUACUCCUGGUUGUAAUGGAGUUGGUCAUGUGAAAGGUAAAUAUUCAGUUCACCACAGAGUGUCUGGAUGCCCUCUUGCCGAAAAGAAUGCUCUUAAAGUGCAACAAACUAGUUCCACAACCACUUCAGCUGCUAGUCCUAACUCAUCACCAUCUUCUAUAUCAUCAUCUGCCAUUAGUGCUGUAGAUACAAAGCCAGUUGAUAUUCCCAAAACAAGGAAUGGUGUCGGAAGGGGGAAAAAGAAAUUCAAAGUACCUGGUUUAAGAGGAAGACCUCCAAAACAUAUGUCUGUUUUACGUCUUGAAGCAAUUAAGAAAGCUAGAGCAGCCAGUGAAAAGAGCAAUUCUGAUUUAGAAGAGAAAAUUCAUGAUUCUGUUUUUAAUGAACCCUUCAUCACGCCACCUAAAGAACUCCCUCUAUCUGUAGAAUAUAAUACUCAGUUAAUACCGGGUCUCAGUUCCAUCAAAGGCAGUGCUGUGCGAUCCUGGUCUGUAAACCAAGUUGCCAAAUUUGUUUCUUCUCUCAAGGGCUGUCUUGAUCAAGGUCGACUAUUUCGAGAACAGCUAAUUGAUGGAGAAGCUUUGCUGGAGAUGACGCAGUCAGAUUUAAUAAACAUUUUACAUUUAAAAAUGGGACCUGCACUCAAAGUUUACAGUAGUAUCGUCGCAUUCAAAGAAUCAGAAAAAUUUGAUUAACCUAUAUAUCGUGCAUUAGUGUUUAAUUGUAGGCAUAAACUGGGCCUCAUUAUGUGUCUUCAAAAGCUAACGCUCAAAGCUGUGUAGUUGUUGUAUUAGUCUGCCCAUUGCUCAAAAACUGUGACUUUGCUGGUGGUACAUAUUAUAUAUGUAAUUGUGAAACACCUAGUAGUGUUCUUUAUCUAGCGUUGUUGAACUUUAAAACAUUGCCAUAAGGAAUGGAGUGUGUGCGUGCUAUGAAGAGAAUCUAUAAACUAUGUUGUUAGUGAAAUGUUUCUGAUGUGAUUUAUUUUUAUAUUGGAUGAUUAUAUUUAUGGGUGAAUAGAACAGUUAUGUGAUGGUGGAAGAAAGCAUUAAAUAAUACUCAUUUUUCAUAUAUCAUGCAGUUUUUGGACUGUCUAUUUUAUUAGUAAUAUAUUAAGAAAUUAUUUGUGAUAAAAUGAAACUGCCAAGUUGGAUGUGAGUUAGUACUUGUUAAAGGUACUUUUUUUAAAAAAAAAAAUGUUUUUUUUUCUCUCUUUCCAAUCUGAAUUUACUGAAUCAAAAUGUUUUUAUUUUGUGUACUGACAUUGUAAAAAUUGUUGACACAAUGUAUGGUACAGAGACUGAAGUGAAUGUAGAGAUUAUCGUGGAGGUUAGUCAAAGAUUAUGUUGUGUUUGAAAAAUAAGAAAAUACUAUUUUUAGCAUUUGUUAAUUGUUUUCUUUGAAAACCUUCCAAUGUGUGUUUCUUUCUUUCAUUUUUUAAAUAAAAUUUAAAAUUAGAUUUCAGUUGGUAAUUUUUGCUAAGCUGUAAAGUGAAAUCUUCAGUGCAUGAUAUGGUUUUUAUUGUAAAUUGUUUUGAAAUUUGCUUCUUGUGCUAAAUAUGAGUUUUUACACUUUAGUUACGCAUUUUUUAUUUUUAUCAAAUGUAUUCAUCAGACCCUUUAGAGCUUUCUCACGAAACCAGUGAAUUUUGUUAAAUAAUUGUAUAUCUUUCUUUCUCUAUUGUAGCAUGUAGUUCCUUAAAUCAAUUUUUCUUAAUUAUAGUUAUUUUUAGAAUUCCAUGAAUAGAAAAGGAAUGUUCUCUAAGAAUUAUUUUAAAUGGAUUAUUUAAAAAGAGGCUUUUUUUGUGGUAGUUAAGAAAUGUGACAUUUUUUAGCAAGACUCAAGAUGACUGUCUAGUGAAAUAGUAAAUGAUUUAAAAUCAAUGUAAUCUUCAUUUGAAAGCAAAAAAGGUCACAUAGUAAAAGAGUUGUUUGAUACAAGCUAGGCAUGAAUUUCGUCUAACUUUCUAAACUUUAAUCUUGUUUCAUGUAUAUAAAGCUUAACAGUUUGUUUGACUGCUAAUUUUGCAUAUAGUUAAAAAAAAAAAAAAAGAAACUUUAAAUAACUAUGUAUGAAAAUUUUUUUUCUUUUGAAUAUGUAUUCUCUCUUACUUUACAUAAGUACAAAAAAAAAGUAUUUUUUAAAAUAACCUUUAAUUUCAUUAAAAAUUUAAAAAAUUAUAUUUUUUCUUAAUCAAAAUGAAUUAAUUAUAAAAUGCAUGAAAUGUGAAAUUCAUGAAAACAUCCAGAGAUUGAAAUUCAAUGUUUGCGUAUAAAAAUGAGUUUAAAUUGACAGUGAAACUCCUGGAAAGACCACCUCUUUGUAGAAGCUUCCUCUUUUUGCAACUACUUUUAGGAGGCAUGAAUUUUCCCAUACACACUGUAUUAAAAAAAAAACUUUUAGGAGAGACCAUCAAAAACUUCCCGCCUCCGGGCAAAUCUCUACAUCAAAUGUGGAAAAUAUCAAAUAAGGGAACGCAAAAAAAAUUUAAACAAAUAAGUAGCUUCAAGUGUAUCCAAAUUAUUUGUGAGGCCAUUUUGUAUUUUUACUAAUUCACAUAAAUAAUGAAAGACUAGAAAUUAUCUAACUCUAAAUAUUUAUUGAAAAGGACAAAACACAUAAUAAAAAAAAAAUACAAGAAUUUGGGAGAGGGGGUUUUGGGCUCGAAUUAAACAUCCGUACUUAUCGGCGGUUCCUGGCAGACUGUCUUAGUUCACCGCCAGAGGCGCUGUAGUGGGAGAAGGAGGAAAGCUUGUCACAAGAGCUCUUUUUGAUGAUCUCUGAAAGAGAUAAUCUCUGAAAGAGAUUGGCAGCCUCAUGCUGCAGUCAAAGAGCAGUAAAUACUAUGAUAACCAUGAUUUAUUUUUAGAGUUGAAAAUUAAAUUAAAAAGAAAAAGUUAUUUAAAAAAAAAAACUGAACAUCUCAAACAAACCCUUUCUCAUUUCUUAAUUCUUUUUCUGUGAUAUAAAAUUAAAGCCAAACUUAAACAAAAAGCAUCAUAAUUGUUUAUUUAUUUAAAAUAGCUCAAUCAUUCAUAAUUGGUAAAUUUGUUUUUACGCAUAAUAUAUCAGUAAAGGUAGUUUUUAUUGAAGUUAAAUUUUUUUCAUCGAUCCAGUUUUCAUGAUGCCAACACAAGUGGCAUUUUCACACCAAGAAAAUGAUACUGAGUAAAAUUAAAAUUUUAAAACUUAAAUCCCGAAAAAUUUAAAUUUUGUGCAAAAAAUGUUUGGUUGAGAAACAUUAAAUGACUUACUGGCUACUAAGGAAUAUUUCUUAAAAAUAAUGUAAGAGCAUCUUUGAAAGCAAGCCCAUCAUGUAACUCACAUACACACAGAACAGUAUAUCAAAGUAGACAGUAAACCAAUGUCAGAAUAAUUACAACCUUCAAAUACUUAAAGGUUGGAUGAACUAUCUUUCUGAGAAUAGUAUACAUACAUUAUACUUAGUUCACAAUAUUUAAAUGGACAUUUUUUUCCCAUUUUAAAAACUUUUCAACACCAUUCAUGUCAUAUUUCACAGCUGAUACCUUGAAAAUAGAUAAUGAUUGUUCCAGUAUUGCUGGAAUAAUCCAUCUCACAAUGAAUGAAAACUCACUGAAUAUUCAAAAGAGCUCCCUCCCUUUCAGAAAAUUGCAGGAAAAAGAAGCUAAUUGUUAAGGAGUAUAUAAUAUAUUAACAGUAAAUUAAUAAAUCAAAAGAAACUAAUUUCUAAAAUUUUGGAGCUUUUUUCUUUCUUUUCUGAUAAACUUCUUUAAAAAAUUCAGAAAAAAGUUAACUUUCUUCAACAUUUUCGAUACAAAUACUUGUAUUUUUUCUUCAAAAAAGUAACAAAAAAAAAAAAAAGCCUAAAAAGAUUAAAAGUAUAUUUAAAAAAUAAAAAAGUGCAAGUAAAAGUUAGUACUUUUACUUUUGUUACAAGAAACGAAAGUAAAAGUUAUGCCAUAUAUGCUCAUGCCUGACUUGCUGUUGUUGAUGAGAUUUAAGAAAAAAUCGGUGUAAAAUAAAAUAAUCCUUAUGAAUUAUGAUUCCUGUAAAUUGAAAUUGCUUAUUUCAAAUUGUCUUCCAGUAACUGUAGGUAUUUAAUAGGUUAAGAAUUAUAUCUUAAAUAAUUUCAUUAUUUAUUAUUAAUAAUAAUUGAACAACUUCCUUAUUUUUUGCUUGUUUUAGCUUCAUAAAUAUUUUAAUCAGGUUUCUCAAAAUAUACUGUUAUUCUCGACUAAUAAUAUGGGUAAGAAAAUAAUUGUGCUUGAUACAAAUGUGUGCAUUGAAUCAAACAUAAAUGCAUGUAUUUUAUGUUGGGCUAGAUUUUUAAAAAAUAAUUUCCACUAAAUUUACAAGCAUUAUUAAAUAUAAUUUAUUUUAUAGAACUUUAAAAGACAUUCAAUAGUUUAUAUCUUAUUACUCUUUUAUAAACAAAUUAAGCUUCUAAAGGGAAAAAAUAGGUAAUAAUUCGAAUAAAAUGAAAUUCAAAUAAGGAAUUCCUUUAAAUGAACCAAGUACAAGUUUGCCUGCGUUGAAAUUGGUGCAUUUAGUUUUAUUUUAGAUUAAUUAACAAUCCCAACCUUGGUUUUAUAGCAGUAUUUUAUUUUCACUCAUUAAAUUAUCUCUUACAUCAUAUAACUUUAGCUAGAUGUAAUUAUAAAUUAUUAGAUCAGAUGCACAAUCAUUGAAAAGUUUUCCCAUAUAAGGUCGAAUAGUAAUAAGCCUAGAAGAAGGGACGAUAUUGCAGUUAUCGAAGAAAUUGAUCACCUCUUAUAAUAAGAUGUGUGUUUUAUUAUUGUUCAAGUAUAUAUGAAAGCUCUUGGUUAAACCCUCAUUUUUAUCUCAAAGCAUUCAACAUAAAAAUUCCUGUAUUUUUUUUUAUCUAUAUAUUUGUAUAUCACAUUUUUUCAAAAUUUUUGGUAUGACUUGCAUUUCCCAAAAUUUGAAAAUUCUUUCUUAUGAAAUUUUUUGUAGUUGUGGAUAACGAUUAAAAAAAUACAUUUUGACCAUUAACAUAAAAAAAUUUUUUUAUUAAAUUUUUUUUUUUAGACAUGUAAAUAUAAAAAUAUUGUUUCUAUCUCCUUUUACUCAAUUUCAAACAAUUUUGUAGAGCUAUUAAGUUCAAAUUAGUCAUGUUAAAACAACUAAUUAGUAAAACUCAUACAACGAUUGUAUUAUUUUUCUAUUUAUCUGUUCCUAGCUAAAAAUUGUGUUAAAACAAAGAUAUUGAUUUUUUACAGUUAAGGCUAUUUUUAGUUCACUCAAAAUGACACUUUUUUGGACUCAUUAUAUUAUAUUAUUGGUUAUGAUUUUUACGGACCAUACAUUUAUGUAAUGUUAUUAAUACUGAUUAGUUAAAGAAUUUAUUUAGUAAAACAUUUAUAUAUCUUUCAGAUAGGAACUUUAAUAAGAAAAAUUACAAAAAUAUUUAAUACAACAAUAAUUGAACAUAUAUUAAAAUUUCGAAUAGAACCUAACUGUAUUCAUUUUCCUACGAUUAGAGCAUAUUUGAUCUAUGUAUAUUUUUCACUGCAUUAAAUAUCUUAAAUAACUAUUUUAGAGUUAAUGUUAAAGAAAUAUGGUUCACUUAGUUACAAUCUUGUAUUGGUUAAAAUGCUAAAGAAAGAAAGGCAUGUCAAUUAUAUUUUACUUGCUAGAAUUUGUGCCUUGAAUGAAUGCAAGACCAACUUGAAAAUGACAUUUUAACUCUCCCUCUGUUUCCUAAAAUGAAGAUUUUGGUGCUGGUAAAAUCUAAUUUUUUAAUAAUUGCUUAGAUAAUAUUUUGUAACUUCCUUGGUGGUUUUUAAUGUUACAGUAAUAAACUUUUUCAGCUUUAUUAUUGGUAACAAUCUAAGUUUUAGUGCAACUUUGUUUUGAAAUACUUGAGUGAAACAUAAUAUAUUUUUAAGGCUGUUUUUCAAAGGCUCCAUUGUAACAUGAAAUUAUGUUUUAUUGUGAACAAUUAGUUAUCUUUGCAACUGAUACUCAUGACUGUUUAGCCUAUCUAAAGCCAACGCUGUCUACGCUUAUUUAAAAAAUUUCACAAAAUGUCGAUAUGGUGAAAAACCUCAGUUUUGUAAGAAUGAAAAGCGUUUGGGGUCUAAUUUUUCAAUAUUCAAAAACCUCCUACAAUGCUUCAUUACCUCUGCACAUAAAAAUUAGCAAAAACUGAGAUUAAGGCAGUGAUUUUGAUAAUUUUCAUCUAGGUGGAAAAAUGUCGCCAAAUCAUCAAUUUUUAAAAAAGUUUAAUAUCUUUUAAAAUAUUUAAGUUAUUUGUCCAUUCUAAAGCCCCGAUAAUUCUCUUCUUGACAAGAUUAUAUACAUAGUUUAAAAUCAUCACAUUGCUUCAAGUGUAAGGCACUUAAAUUAUGGCCUUUUUUCCCUUGGCAACAGAGCUUUGAAAAACAGCGUUAAAGAUAACCUAAUAACAUGUAUUGUUAAAAAUUCUGAGUAUUUUUGAAACAUAAGGAUUAAAAGUUCUGUUUGCUUAUUUUUAUUUAAUUGGAAAAGGUUUAAUUUUUAAUUAUUUAAGAAAUUUAACUAUUAAAUAACUUUUUCAUUUCAUAUGCUAAGAAAAUGUUCCAACAAAUUUCUUUUGUUAUAUAAUAGCAGUUAAAGGAUUAGUAGGAAGAAAGUCCUUUUAAAAUAUAGAAUCAAAAAUUAAUGUUCUGUAAUCAAAGAAGUAUACUACUAUUACAGUAAUAAUAAUGCACUAUAAUAUCAAAAUAUGCUAGAACAUUAAUUUUACAGGUAUUUCAGAAUAUCAUUUGGCACAUUCUUCCAUUAAUAACUUUAAUUGCAUAAUAUAUAUGUUGUGUAUAUGACGCCUAAGAAUAUAUAAUUUUUGUUAAUGUAUAUUUUCAGAAAAAUCAUAUUUUACAUUUUAUUCUACUUUUUAACUUAAUGUUUUAAACUUAAGUUUCUUUUUCUGCCCGUCUACAUUUUUAUCGCUGUAUUUUUUUUUUUCUUUCUGAGAGACUAUGCUUUAGAAAGGUUUGACAAUAAAAUGAUUUAGUAAUAGGCAAUUAAUGAGAAAUUGUUUUGAAAGUUACGCACCUGUAUAUACAUAACUGCUUGUGAAUGCAAUUAUCUGUAAUUAGUGUAAAUGCUUUUGUAAAGUUAUAUAGGAAUGGCAUGAAAAAAAACGGCAGUUAUUUGAAACUGUUGUUUAAGCUCAAAGUAUUUUUGAUCUUAAUCCUUUUUGUUUAAGUUUAUUAAUCACUUGUGAGUACUAUUCAUGGUUAUAAAAAUUUGUGAUAGGCUAUUUUUAUAAUUAAUGAAAAAUCUGUUAAGAAUAUUUUCUUUUUUAAAACUCUGACAUUUACAAAGAUGGGCAUAUUUUCAAGUAUUUUACCCCUAUGCAUGAUUCCCCUGUAUGUUGACAUAAGAACUGGUCGGCUAUGCAGGGGAUGCUGCAGGUCUGAAAAUAGAUCAGUAGGUCAGAGAAUUGAAAACAAAUUAAGGUUCUUUUAAACAAAAUUUGUCUUGAAUAUAGUUUUACAUAAAGCUCAUACUUGUUUUUUUUUUUUUAAAUUUUCUGUUUAAGUUAGUUUUAUAUAAACAGAUUUUUAAUAUUUCUUUAUUUUGAAACUAAAUACAAGGUGGAACUAUUUAUUUUGGUGCUAUAAUGAGUAUAUCGUAACUUUUUGUGAAUUUAGCAACGAUGAACGUGUUAGAGUUUUUAAAGCAGAUUCAAUAACAGUUUUUAACAAAAUAUUAAAAAUGAUAGCGUGGUUUCUGUCCUUUGUUUAUUAUAAAGUAAUUGUUAUGUCAAUUUUUUCUUUAUUUUAUCCAUUUAGAUUUAUUUAUGGGUUAAUAUCUGUUAAUGAUGAGAAUUGAAAAACUGUACUAAUUUAGUUACUAUGUGUUCAAAAAAUGGUUGACAGUUUGAAAAAUCUAUUAAAGAAAAUGGAAAAGAAAUUCACAGUUUGCCGUAUUCUUAGGAAAUCAGAUACUCUCAUCAAAUUAAAAUAAAAACAAAACAGUAAAAUUUUCAGUCUACAGAUGGUGCUGUUGAUUGGAUAGACCUUUUUUUACUAAUUAAUGUUGCAUGUUAGACCAUUUGAACUGAAAUAUAUGCAUAGGUGUUCAACAUUUUGCUUAUGGACUGCACAACAUGAUUGUUGUCAAAGUCUAAUUUUGAAAUGAUUGUUUUAAAAUUUUACUGUUAGCAGCGUUGUAUAUUGACGAACAUUUUAACUUAUUUUUCUUGUUUUGAAUGAAUUUGUAGUUUCAUAAUCAAGACACAGUAAACUGUGCAUUUCUAUUCCCUUCUGUUUUUCUUUAAUAUACAGCCUAAUUUUUUGGCACUAGUAUUUACGAAAGGCAUACCUGUAUUUCUUAAUAUUUUUUUAUUUCUGACACAUAAUUAAGCAGUCAGAAAAAUAUUUUGUUAUUAAAAAAUUUUAGAUUUUUUUUUUUUAAUUUUUGAUGUUUAACAAAUUUUAGUUCCAGCUAAGUGAUGUGAUUGCUACACCAAAUGCAUAAAAUAAUUAAAAUGCAAUUUUCACGACUGGUUAGAGUGAGCUAUAUUUUUAUAAUUUUUAGAACAUUAAAUGAUGAAUCUACAUUAUGCUAGAUAUAAAUGUUUAAAGUAUGCUAGAAUUUUUUUUAAUUACAACUCGCCACUUAUAUGCGAUUAAUUUUUAAAAAAAUUCUUUUUUCCAGAAAUUUAAACAGAAAGUAAGAAAAAAAGGAGUAAUAUAUAAUUAAUUAUGGCUAUUGAAUUUAUAUCAAAGAUCUUUGAAAUAUCUCUAUUAUUUGCAUGGUUUUAUUAAUUUCAAAUUUGUAAGUUGCCUUUCAAGGUAUGUAAUCCACUAAUUUUUAUUUUUAACUAUAUGACCCGGAAUGCAAACUGCUCCGUUUUCUGCAAAAGUUCUAAUAAAUUGGUAGCAAAUUAAAUAUUAAAACUUGUAGAAUAAGGAUAAUUAUGAAUCCUCUUUAAAAGUGUCACCAAGAGAUAAGAGCUAUAAAGUUGCAUUUCAUAAAAUAAAAAUAUAUAAAUUUAAAAAUAACUUGUUACCACUAAAAAAUAUCUUUUUUACAAAGGGGAGCAAAUUGGCAUCUCCGUAUGACUAGUGUAAAAAUGGCUCUUAUUUUAUAUAAUUUGUUGUAAAUGUUAAUGUAAUCCUUGUUUCAAAAAAUUAUUACUUGCUAACAAUGAAAGAAAAAUAAAUGAAUUGGUUCCAAAAACCGAAUAAUUGCUAUGAUCCAUUUAUCUGACUUAUUUGAACCAUUGUUGGAAGUUAAAGAUUUUCAUUUAAUUUCAAAUAAGUGUCACAAUUCAUUUUAAAUGUUAAUUUAUUUUGUAAAUCAUUUGCAUUUUUAUAUGUGUUUGCCAUUUCUUGUCAUACUAUUGAAUACUGUCAAAAUAUAUGUUAUUUUAAAGUUCACGUUUGAAUGUGUUUUGUACUAAAAAUGUAUUAAUAAAACUAAUAAAAAAAAUGUAGGUUCU
This is a messenger RNA of Parasteatoda tepidariorum (common house spider), 12811 nucleotides long. NCBI's taxonomy places the organism in Eukaryota, Metazoa, Arthropoda, Arachnida, Araneae, Theridiidae. The record is from RefSeq and is a predicted model, not a curated record.